UUGUUUUUGGAUUUCGUUCGCGGCCCUCCUACAGGAAGACAGGAGGGAUAGCGCCUGUUGGUUGUACAUCGAGUUUGCAAGCUAUUGCGAGAGGGGUGUAAGCAAGGUUGGACUGCCCUGCUAGAUUUUGGUUUGGAGAAGUGUUUUUCGUUUGAUUUAAGAAAAUGUGUUUGUGCGAUGAGGCGCAGCGUGGGAAUUUUGCUGCGGUGGCGGAGUUGAUAAACAGAGGUGCGAAUUUGAGCCAGCAGGGAGCGAACGGCGAGUACCCGCUGCACGCGGCGGUGAAGAGCAGCAACAAGUCGAUCGUGUCCUUGUUGAUAGAGAAGGGGUGCAAGGUGAACUGCGCGAACGCGAGUGGGUUGACGCCGCUGCACUACGCGGCGAGGAAGGGGGACUUGGGCAUUUUUUUGCUGCUGUUGAGCCACGCUGCGAGGGAGGACGCGCGGGACGUGUACUUGUGGACGCCGUUGCAUUACGCGUGUUACCACGGCCACGCGCAGAUCGUGGAGCACUUGUUGAAGAUGGCGCCGGCGCUGGCGAACGAGGCCGACGCGAUGGGUCACACUCCGCUGUACUUGGCGUGCAAGUACGGUCACUUGGAGGUCGUGGAGAAGUUGCUGGAGGCCGGCGCGAAGUUCUUGAUCAAGGACAGCGCCGACUUCACCCCCUUCUCCUACCUUCCUUCCAUCAAGGUCGAGCGCAAGUACGCGCUCGACAGGGAGCCGGCGAACGCGUCCUACGUGGCGCUUUCGAACGACCUCCGCUCCUUGUUUGAGAGCCCGCUCUACUCCGACGUCACCUUCCUCGUCGAGGCGCUGCCCGAGCCCAACGAAGACGGCCUCGUCGUCACCGAGGAGGUCACCGUACACACAAUUCCCGCGCACAGAGCGAUUCUCCAGUGCAGAUGUCCGUUGAUCUUGCAGGAGGCCCCGCCCUUUCGCACCGUGUCUGGCGGCGAGAUCAAGGUCUCCGGCAUGACCUACAGCCUCUUCCGCGCCAUCCUCGAGUUCGUCUACAGCGGCGCGAUCACAUUCAAGAACGGCGAGAUAGACCUCGACUUCGCCUUCAACCUCGCCAAAAAGGGCGAGGAGUACAAAAUCCCGUCCCUCAUGCACUUCAGCGAGGGCCUCAUCCUCGCCAACCUCGACGAGGAGACCGUCAUAUCCGUCCUAGAGGUAGCGACCAGUUACGGCUGCUGUCCGCAUCUCGAAUACUAUUGUCGAUAUUAUAUUCUCAAAAACUUCGAUAAAAUUAUUGCCAUCAACCCUGAUAUUCAAAACUUUACCGCGGAACAUCUGUGCCCCAUAUUUAAGCAAAUAUCUGUCAUAGAUCCACCUGUUGUUUCGAAUUAUAUAGAGGCCCCGCCAGAACUUUCGCCUACUCUCAGUCCCCUCCAGUCCUCCAUGCCCCCCCUCGUCGACAAGGCGCCCUGCGCCGACUACAAGCCCUCGCCCGUGCCCCACGCGCCCCAGGCGUUCCCCUACUUCAACAAGCCCGUCGACUCCAAGCCCGUCCAAGACCCCAACGUCUACCUCAAGUCCCCUCCCGCCCACGCCUUCCUCCCCCCCGCCGUCUCCGCCCCCCCCGCCGGCUCCGACUACCUCUCCGGAAAGCUGCUCGACUUCGUCAAACGCGUCCACAAGGGCAUCAUGCGCGAGCACGACGCUCUAGACUUCAACUCCCCCGUCGAAUACGUCCUCCUCGGACUCCCCGAGUACCCCGAGAUCGUCCGCCGCCCGAUGGACCUCGGCACCGUCCAAAAAAGCCUCAACAGCGGCGCCUACAAACUCCUCCGCAACUGGGCAGAAGACGUCCGACUCGUCUGGGACAACGCGCGCAUCUACAACACCCCAGAAUCCCUCAUCUACAAAUACGCCGAGCGACUCUCCAACCUCUUCGAAUCCCAAUACGCCCAACUCCAAAAACAAUUCGACCUCCCCCCCAACUACGACGUCCACUACCCCAAACCCCCCGAGUGGUACAUCAACACCUACAACAAAAACCUCAACAACUACCGCCUCAAACUCGGACUCGCCCCAAUCGCUCCCUCCUCCGACCUCCCUCCCUCCGACCCCCCCAAGUACCCGAAAGCCCCCCCCUCUCAAAAAAAAAAACUCUCGCCCGUCUCCAUCAACAAAAAACGUAAGAGCAACCCCCCCAUCGACUCCGUCAAGCAACCCCCCCCAGACCUCCAGCCCCCCCUCGUCUACCAAAACAACGUCAAACCCUUCACCACCCCGAUCUCGCAAGAAGAAAUGGAAGAAAUCUCUCGCAUGCUCGUCGAACUAGACGAAUCCCAAAGCGCCAAACUCAUCCGCAUCCUCGACAUCCAACCCAACGCCGACGGCGAGUACGAAAUCUCCAUCGACUCCCUAGAUUCCAACUCCAUCAGAAAAAUGCUCGACUUCCUCUACCAAGAACUCGGCACUCUCCAGCCCAAAAAAAAAAAAACCGACGAUCGACACCUCGCUGUAUAA
Messenger RNA from Schistocerca gregaria, 2477 nucleotides. Its product is annotated as ankyrin repeat, bromo and BTB domain-containing protein DDB_G0293800-like. The coding region runs from base 165 to 2477 and encodes 770 amino acids. NCBI's taxonomy places the organism in Eukaryota, Metazoa, Arthropoda, Insecta, Orthoptera, Acrididae. The record is from RefSeq and is a predicted model, not a curated record. The transcript is spliced from 2 exons. Gene Ontology annotation, molecular function: protein binding. Gene Ontology annotation, cellular component: nucleus; cytoplasm.